AGCUCAAAUGCAACGACUAGCUCAACAAACUCAACAACAAAUGAUGCUUCAAAUGAGAAGACCUGUUCAAAAUACUGCGCCUUCACAGAAUGUACAUCGUCCUUCAAAUAAUAAUAAUCAAAAACAAACUAAUGAUUCUAAUUCUAAAAAGCCUCAACAACCAACUGUUAAACCUUAUGAACCUGCUCCUGAUCUUACUCCUGUUCAAAAAGAAUAUUUGGAGCAAUAUGUUCGUCGUGAUAAUUUAUAUCAAAAAGCUUUAGAUCUCCAACAUAGAAGACAAAUGGCUAUAAUAAAUGAAAAACGUAAAGAAAUAGCUCAAGCUGAACAAAGAUAUCAAUUUCGAUCUAGUCCUUUCGUAUUUGGUCCUGGUUAUCAAGGUUAUGGAAAUGGUAUAACCGGAACAAACACAUUACAACAAUUAAGAGAUAUCGCGCAAAAAGAAGAUAUAUUAGUUCCGAUAAGAUUAGAAAUUGAUGGAGCUGAUGGUUACAAAUUACGAGAUACUUUUACAUGGAAUAUGAAUGAAACGUUUAUUACGCCUGAACAUUUUGCGGAGGUUCUUUGUGAUGAUUUACAUUUUCCCCCUUCACAAUUUGCUCCGAUCAUUGUCAAACAAAUACGCGAUCAAUUACAAGGUUAUAUCAUUCAUCCUCUUUCAUCAACGGAGCCUCCUCAACCUACUUUAACUGCUGAGAUUGACGUGACUGUUGGUAAUAUAUCGCUAGUGGAUCAAUUUGAAUGGGACAUUAAUUGUCAAAAAAAUGAUCCUGAACUUUUUGCGGAAAUUUUGACCACUGAAUUAGGUCUCGGAGGCCAUCCUUUUGAUGGGUCACCUAUACAAGACGAUGAUCUUCGGCAAAACUUUUUACCUCCAGUCACUAACAUAAUUCGAAGGGAGGAUGCCGUUGAACAACAUACUCCAUUUUUGGUAGAAUUAACUGAAGCUGAAAUUGAUAAAAUUGAAAAGGAUAGAGAAAGAGAUGCUAGGCGUAAGAGACGUCAAACUCGUGGUAGACGAGGUGUUAUAUUACCAGAUCGUGAACCUCCAAAAACUCAUCGUACACUUCUCCAUAAUACUACUGUGGUUCAAGAUCCCGCUGAUGAAAAUGUCUUUUUAACGGUUCCUUCAUCAGGCAUGCCACCAGUUUUACGUAAAGCUAGUUCCAUGGGAUAUGAUAAUUAUACUGCAAUAUCUGAAAAGUCUUUAGCUCCUGGUAAAAUGCGAGGAAGAGGACGUGCUACUGUUGGUGGUGCAAAUAUUGGUAGUAAUUUGAGAGUUGGUACUCCGGUAAAUGCUCUGGACUCUGAUUCUAAUACUCCAGAGGGUGCUAAAAAACUUCAUCGACGAUUAACGAAUAAAGAUUUAGAUGAAUGGCAUUGUAAUGGUUGUGGAUGUCCUUCAACAUCAACGCCGCUUCUACGAAAAGGGCCUAAUGGAGAGAAGACUCUGUGUAAUGCGUGCGGCCUCUACUUUCAAAAGAACAAUUCACUACGGCCGAAUCCCUUGAAUUUAAAUGAUCUCGGAACAAAUUCACCGUUUAUGGAGAAUAACCCUUCGUCCAUCGAUCUCUUUUCAAAAAAAGGUCCACAACAUAUUGAGAGUUACCAUCAAAACUCACCUUCGAUGUCAAUAUCAAAUACGUCGUUAGAAGUUAAGCAACAAUCCAAUACUUUGGUUAAGAGAGAAAUAAAUGCACAAGAUAAUCAAAAUUUAACUGAUUCUCAAGGAAUAACUUUGAAUACUGUUGUAUCCGAAGGGUUGGUGUCUGCGCCCUUAAUUCAACCUGUUCCGUCAAUAAUGACGGCAACUUCGAUACCUUCAACAUCUACCACUCAUGCAAUUACUUCUACAUCUGCGAAUGAUUUACCAAUGUCUACAACAUCAUCAACCAUAACCGUUUCCAAUGCGUUACCAUCUAAUAGACCG
Messenger RNA from Dentiscutata heterogama, 1930 nucleotides. Lineage: Eukaryota; Fungi; Glomeromycota; Glomeromycetes; Diversisporales; Gigasporaceae. The record is from the annotation of a GenBank genome assembly.